UGAGCUUGUGGUGAUCCCUCAUCUGCGUCAGUGCUGUGUAAAUAGAUGACUGUAAUGCUAGCAGUAAACCAGGCUAUAUAAGCAAGGGAGGAGAAAACUUCACUCUAUUACUUAACCUGGACACUUCAAUUCAUUGUUCUCGCUGGUCUGAUUUUUAAAUCAGAUCUUACCUGAAGCGAUGUAUAGCGGAAUCUGCAUCUGUAUGUUCUUUGCUGUGAUUACUGUGAGGUGUAUAGGACAGGAAACAGCAGGAUCUGACAAUGGUGAUCCACUGGCCACAGAUAUAGAGCAGAGGCUCACAGCUUAUCAGAGGACAGCACGUACAUCUCCAUCCAGUGGGCAACUGAAACCUAUCCAAAGGUUUGACGGAAAUGUUGACCAAAGAACAAGCCUUGCAAUGCUAGCCAAAUAUCUUCAACAGAGUAGGAAAGACAUGAAGAACUCUGCAUACCAUCAAAAGCGUUCCACCCAUCCAUGCUAUUCUUAUUUUAAGCCACAGGACUGCAAUUUGCAUUUGCUUACUCAAGGGUCAAGUGGUAAUAGAUACUCACUAAUGGGAAACAAGGUACAGAGCCUGGACCCCAACCACCGAAUAAAGGACAGAGACUACAUGGGCUGGAUGGACUUUGGCCGUCGCAGUGCAGAAGAAUAUGAAUAUUCGUCUUAAAACAACAAAAAAUUACAACAUAAAGUUAUACCCACAUCUAUAUAAUGAAAAAUGGAAAACAACUUUUAAUUCAUUGUCUUUUGAAAUCAGUGUUUAACAAAUAUACAUAUUUAUGUUUUCUGAUGCAAAUUUGUUUGUAAAACUAUAUGAUAAAAUAUACAUAUGCAGAUUUUGCAGAAAA
Messenger RNA from Protopterus annectens (West African lungfish), 848 nucleotides. RefSeq names its product cholecystokinin (gene CCK). NCBI's taxonomy places the organism in Eukaryota, Metazoa, Chordata, Ceratodontiformes, Protopteridae. The coding region runs from base 179 to 667 and encodes 162 amino acids. Gene Ontology annotation, molecular function: neuropeptide hormone activity. Gene Ontology annotation, biological process: digestion. The transcript is spliced from 4 exons. The record is from RefSeq and is a predicted model, not a curated record. Gene Ontology annotation, cellular component: axon; extracellular region.